CGACCAACUGAAGCGGAGGCGGAGUAGAACAACUGAGGACCUCAUCCCAUGAAGACGAGGCCAUGACGAAUCCAAUUGUUAUCCUCGCCCAGGCGCGGCGGCGCGCUCGGUCUGUAGCCUGCGUGGCCACUGUUAUCUCCCUCAUGUUCUUGUUGGUUACUGGCGGGCUAGUCUCUGCUUCUUCUCACGCAGCUCUUAGCGGGAACACCGGGCCGCCGCCGCACCACCAGCACCCUGCUGCUGCCGACUUCCAAUCGCAGCAGCAGCAACAGUCGCACGCAAGGCGACAGCGAAAAGACCAAAGCGAAGGCACAACGACAACUGUGCGGCCACUGCUGUACCCCGAAGUGGACGAUUCUCGACAUGGAGUGCUGCUCCCCCCGAACAGUAUCACUCCGCCACACCACAGCAGCAGCAGCAGCAGCAGCGGCAGCAGCAGUAGCGCUUCAACCUCUGCACAGACAACGGUGCUGCUGCAUGAAGAGCAGCGGGAGAAGCAACAGGCAGGGAGGCAGAACCUGAAAGGCAGCAGAAAGCGAAGGGCGGCGGCGGCAGCAGCAGCAGGAGAGGACGACGACGACGACGACGACCAGCAGGGUGACCAGCCACCUCAAGACCAAGACGACGGAACGCCGGCUCCAGAACCCACCCCUCUUCCUACCCCCGACCCCACCCAAGCGCCCACGCCCGAUGCUACCCAAGCACCCACGCCCGACCCUACCCAAGCACCCACGCCCGACCCUACCCAAGCACCCACGCCCGACCCUACCCAAGCACCCACGCCUGACCCUACUGAGGCACCCACUCCUGACCCCACUCAAGCACCGGUCCUUGCGGCAACGCCGGCACCCACGCCAGCAGCGGAGGAGGCCACCCCGGCGCCCGCGGCCGCGGCAACUCCAGGGCCUGUUAACGAUGAGGGAGGCGGGGACGACGACAACAAGGUCGCGACGCCCCGCUUCACGGGCACGGCUCAGCACUCCGUCAUGUCCUACACGGACCACAUCGAGUGCGACACCGAGGGCGCCACAAUCCGCUACACCCUGGACGGUUCCGAUCCCGUCACCACAACAACGACGUCGGUGCACGAGGUGGCCCCCGGGGGCUCGGUGUUUGUGAAAACGAUCGGAACGGUGACCAUCCGGGCGGUCGCGACGAAGGAGGGCAUGGAGAACUCGGACGAGGCGCAGAAAACGGUCACGAUUCAGGAUCAAGUCGAAGAUCCUGCCCUCUUCUUCGCUGGCGAGAGCGCGACUGCCGACGUGACCCAGGAAGAAAAUGCCUUCCUUCGGACCGUCGCCAUCACCAUGAACUGCUCCACGCCCAACGCCACCGUGCGGUACACCACGGAUGGCGUUUCCGUCCCGGGGGACACGUCCCCGUCGGUAGAGCCCGGGACCGUGGUGCAGUGGUCGGAGGAGGGCACGUGGGAGUUCAGGGUGGUUGCGGUGGCGGACGGCCUGUACCAGAGCGAGCUCACCAAGUGGCCGGUGACGAUCGUUGCGCCCAGGACCGAUGAGUACCCCGUCGCGGGGUCGUCGGGAGGUGAGACAGAGUAGGUGUUGCCUGAGGCGAAUGACCUUGGGUUGCUGCUGCUGCU
This is a messenger RNA of Ectocarpus sp. CCAP 1310/34, 1600 nucleotides long. NCBI's taxonomy places the organism in Eukaryota, Phaeophyceae, Ectocarpales, Ectocarpaceae. The record is from the annotation of a GenBank genome assembly.